Messenger RNA from Helobdella robusta, 357 nucleotides. RefSeq lists its product as hypothetical. The transcript has 3 exons. The record is from RefSeq and is a predicted model, not a curated record. Gene Ontology annotation, biological process: dendrite self-avoidance; homophilic cell-cell adhesion; axon guidance. Bases 1 to 357 code for a protein of 118 amino acids. NCBI's taxonomy places the organism in Eukaryota, Metazoa, Annelida, Clitellata, Rhynchobdellida, Glossiphoniidae. Gene Ontology annotation, cellular component: axon; plasma membrane. Gene Ontology annotation, molecular function: cell-cell adhesion mediator activity.
AUGACUGACCAAGCGACUUUUUUUUCAAAAAUUUCAACAGGAAACGUAUACAUAACCGUGGCCCCUAGCAACCUGACGGCAAUGGAGAGGUCAAAGGUCAAGUUAAUGUGUCGGGCCGAGGGUGAAAGUAGCGCCAACUUGACCUACACGUGGUUUAAAAACGGCAUUAACGUCUGGAAGUUGCCUUUAUUUUCCAGUCGGGUGGAAUCAUACGCGGACAGUAGCCUGGUCAUCCGUGACGUCAGUAAGGACGACAUAGGUUGGUACACCUGUAGGCAUCCAAUUUUCUACAUAAAAUACUAUGGCCAUAAGUCAAAAAAUAAUGAAAACAUUAACUAUCGUGCCGUCAAAGUUUGA